CAUGAUGAUCAUCGAGUCACAUGACUUUGUUUUUGGCGAAAAUGACAGCUAGCAUUACAGCAUCUACUGUGUAUUUAUGUUGUGUUUUUAUUGUUUUAUUUAGUGUAUAUGCCGACAGCCAAGAUACUGACGCACAGUUAUGUCAAAUGUGUCAAGGGACUGUACGACAAGACAGUCCUGUCUGGGAUUUCUGCCUAACAAAAGGCUAUAUUAGGGGACGCUGCUGUUUUAGAAACAAUACCAGCAAUGUAGACACUAUUAUAGGGCUGGAUUUGGCAAACUGCUCUAUCAGUCAUGUAGAGCACCUGUACAAUUCAUCCACAGCAUUCAUAAUAGAUCUCUCCGACAAUCCGGUCUCCAAUCUGAGCGAUUUCAUAUUUCAGGGUUUCAACCAUCUUACCCAACUUUUACUGCCCUCAAAACUGGAGUGUCCAGGGGGCAAUGCAUCAUGGGAGAAGGUUGAAGUGAAAAACAAUGCCAGAGUCUGCGAAGGACAGAAAAAUAUUUGCAACCAGACAGCACAGAUGCCUUGGGAUUGCCCUGAAAACUCAUUUUGCAGCCCAUAUGGACCAGGGUUCUUUGAGUGUAGCUGUCUGCAAAAUUUCCAUGGAUAUAAGUGUAUGAGAGAGGGCGAGUUUCCUAUAGCAAAGGUGCUUGGGAUACUAACCGGAUCUACAGUUGUGGUUUCGUCUUUACUCUGGUUCACACAAAGACGAAAAGCCAAAAACACUUGAGUUUUGAAAAAAACUGACUGUUGGGCUGACAAUGCAUCAAGCUUAUUGAAAAUGAUGCAAUGGAUGACCAAGCCAUUUGAUACUGUACACUGGAUCAGGAUAGUUAACCAUCUGUGGAACAUUGGAGAUUCUUAGAUUUGCAUGACUUUUUUUUUUUAAUUAACAAGUUUGUACACAAGUUGUGAUUGUUUCAGCUUGUUUUGACUCUCGAGGUCCUUAAAUCUUUUUAUUUAUACAUUUUAUGAAAGCUUUCCUGAAUACUGACACAUUUUCACAGCCUUGACAAGGCUGGUCUGUUAAGGGGAAAACUGACCGUAGACUGACCUCGCUGAUUGUGUUUGGAGGGCAGCCACAUUUCUGACAGAUGUUUUGACUCUAAACAAGUCGAAGUGAAGCACUAAGAUUUUUUUUAGCAGUGAUUAUGAAGGACAAAUAUUUUGUGUUGCUUUAAGAUAAAAAUUAUCUUUAUUUUUAAAGAUAGUGUUUACUUUAAAAUUAUAGUGUUUUCGAUGUAGAAGACAAUUCAUUUUGCAAGGGAUGUGGAAAUAGAUGUCGUAGAACCGGUGUUUGAGAAAAAUGUAGAUUGUUACUGUCACACCUGCUGUUUACAGAUCAUGUUAUAUAUCCGAAUUGAUGAAACUGUAUGCUUUUCUGCUGUUUCAUCUGCUAAUAUGAGAUAUAUAGACAGACACACUAUUAAUAGAAUACUGAAAUGCAUAAAUGACAUUAUGCAGGUUUUUGUCAAUGUAUUAUUCGUGGUAGGGAAUUCAGCAUGUACCUCGGCAGCCCGGUACAUAAAAUAAAGAUUUGACAAUAUCACAGAA
This is a messenger RNA of Labeo rohita (rohu), 1558 nucleotides long. It is a transcript of the gene atraid, whose product is annotated as all-trans retinoic acid-induced differentiation factor. Gene Ontology annotation, biological process: positive regulation of osteoblast differentiation. The transcript is spliced from 7 exons. Lineage: Eukaryota; Metazoa; Chordata; Actinopteri; Cypriniformes; Cyprinidae. The record is from RefSeq and is a predicted model, not a curated record. Gene Ontology annotation, cellular component: intracellular membrane-bounded organelle. The coding region runs from base 21 to 734 and encodes 237 amino acids.